AUGUCGGGUUUCUACAUUGAGAAUAAGAAUGUUGGCAACAAGGCCGAGAGCGAAGACUGGAGGAUUCGCGGCUACAACCCGUUGACACCACCCAACUUGCUCCAACACGAAAUUCCCCAGACUGUCGAGUCUAAGCGCACCGUUUUGGAGGGCCGUGAGGAGGCUGUUGCCAUUGUCAACAACACCGAUGAGAAGAAGAGGCUUCUGGUCGUCAUUGGACCCUGCUCUAUCCAUGACCCAAAGGCGGCGCUUGAGUACUGCGACAUGCUGCUCAAGGAGAAGGAGAAGCACAAGGACGAGUUGUUGAUUGUUAUGCGGUCCUACCUCGAAAAGCCACGCACUACUGUGGGAUGGAAGGGCCUCAUCAACGACCCCGAUAUCGACAACAGCUUCAAGAUCAACAAGGGUCUUCGUCUGAGCAGACAGCUCUUUGUUGACCUCACUACCAAGGGCAUGCCCCUUGCCAGCGAGAUGCUCGAUACUAUUAGCCCGCAGUUUUUGGCCGAUCUCUUGAGCGUUGGUGCUGUUGGCGCCCGCACAACUGAAAGCCAGCUUCAUCGCGAACUGGCUAGCGGUCUCAGUUUCCCUGUCGGCUUCAAGAACGGCACCGAUGGAAGCUUGGGUGUUGCGGUUGACGCGAUUGGGGCCGUCAAACACCCCCAUCACUUCCUCUCUGUGACAAAGCCCGGUGUCGUGGCCAUUGUCGGCACCGUCGGCAACGAGGAUUGCUUUGUUAUCCUCCGUGGUGGCACCAAGGGUACCAACUACGAUGCCAAGAGCAUUGCUGAAGCCAAGGCGGCUCUCGAGAAGGCCGGUCUUCGUCAGCGGUUGAUGGUGGACUGCAGCCAUGGCAACUCCCUCAAGAACCACAAUAACCAGCCCUUGGUUGCUGCCACGCUGGCUGAGCAGAUUGAGAAGGGCGAGGAGGGUGUUAUGGGUGUCAUGAUUGAGAGCAACAUUGGCGAGGGUAACCAGAAGGUGCCCAAAGAGGGCAAGGAGGGCCUCAAGUAUGGCGUGAGCAUUACCGAUGCCUGCAUUGGUUGGGAGGAAACUGUCUCUGUUCUCGAUGUGCUUGCCAAUGCGGUAAAGAAGCGGAGAGAGGUUCUCAGCCAGAAGAGCGCCUAAGCUGAGAGCGGUUGAGGGGUUUAAAAUGGAGCUUUGUAUACAAGGAAAAGGCGUUGGUUUUUGAUACGGGGCGUUUUUGGCGUUUCAAGUGUACAGGAAAAGUAGUUGUGUUUAGUGAUAUCCUGGGUGUGAAUGAUGAAUGCGGCGGUAUCGGUACGGAUAUUCUCUGUCCAAGUCAUGACCUCUGACGUUGAUGUCUGAUGUUUGAUGUUUGAAGCCCCAUCCAGGAAAGACGGUGGGUACGGAGUGGGAGCUUGGGGACU
Molecule: messenger RNA, 1388 nt
Organism: Podospora pseudopauciseta
Lineage: Eukaryota; Fungi; Ascomycota; Sordariomycetes; Sordariales; Podosporaceae
Gene: ARO3
Product: 3-deoxy-7-phosphoheptulonate synthase
Exons: 4
Coding region: 1-1125 (374 amino acids)
Biological process (GO): aromatic amino acid biosynthetic process
Cellular component (GO): cytoplasm
Molecular function (GO): 3-deoxy-7-phosphoheptulonate synthase activity
Source: RefSeq, a predicted model, not a curated record